Messenger RNA from Misgurnus anguillicaudatus (oriental weatherfish), 2101 nucleotides. Lineage: Eukaryota; Metazoa; Chordata; Actinopteri; Cypriniformes; Cobitidae. The record is from RefSeq and is a predicted model, not a curated record.
CUAUAUUUGUGGAACUCAAUUUAUUCAUAUGUGAAUGAUUUAUUUUGUUCUCAAACGCUUUGCCUUUAUUUGUGAAUUGUAAUCGUAAUUUAUUUGUGAAUACUCAAAAUCUCUAAGCUCCGCCUCCAACAGAGUUUCGUUUUAGACGGGGAUUCGGCAGGUGCAGCUUUAUUCCUGCUUUCACUGGACGAUAUCUUACAACUGAAAAUAAAACUACGGUGUCUGGUUGAACAGGUUUUGGUGAUAUUUUGUGGUAUUUCCAUUUCCACAAUAGGCAAAUGUGACACACCUACUUUGUGGCACACCUGCAUGGCAAGUGAAGUAAUGUACACUGAAAAAAAUCAUUAAUUCAAUUUCCUCAAUUUUUUAAGAUAUGGCUUCUUCUAGUGAUUUUAUAUCUGAAGAGCAGCUUACAUGUUCUAUAUGUUUGGACGUUUUCAACGAUCCUGUAACCACUGCAUGUGGACAUAACUUUUGUAUGGCCUGCAUCAGAAAACACAGGGAUGCCAGUCCAGGUGUGUCAAAUUGUCCACUGUGUUAUUCUAAGUUGGAUUCUAAAACAGAUUUUAAAAUAAACAGAGACAUGAAAGAAAUCGCAGAGAGCAUUAAAAGAAAACGGAUCCAGGAGUCUGAAGUGACCUGUGAUAGUUGCCCAAAGAAGAAGCGGAUUGCUGUCAAGUCGUGUUUAGAUUGUGAAACCUCUUUUUGUGAGAGUCACUUGGAGCCCCAUAAAACGGCAAAAAAUCUCAUGAAGCACAAACUGAUUAAACCUGUGGAGAAUCUGGAUGAUUACAUUUGCCGAAAACAUCACAAACCUCUGGAACAUUACUGUAAAGACGAUCAAAUACCUGUCUGUUCCUUUUGUGUAGAAAGUGACCACAGGGAUCAUGACACAGUUCACGUUGAGAAGGACAGUUUGAACCUCGUGAUGAAUGAAAAGUCUGCAGUGCAGCAGAAAAUCCAGGACAGAGGGCAGAAAAUUAAAGAGAUUAGACAUUCAAUAAGGUUUAACAAACAAGCCAAAGAAAAAGAGAUUGAGGAGAACAGUAAGUUUUUCAAGCAUGUUUUUGAGAGAUGUAAUGCAGAACUGGAGGAAGAAAUGGAGGAGAAGCAUACAGAAACAGAGAGACGAGCCAAAGAGCUCAUCAAUGAGCUGGACCAAGAGAUCAUGAAACUAAAGGAAAAACAAACUAAACUGGAGCAACUCUCACAUCCUUUGGAUUUUAUACAGGUUAUCAAACUUCAGCGUGACCCCUUAUGUAACAGCCGCUCAACUAACAUCAGCAUCAGUGUUCAUGAACACGGGGCUAUUUUGAGGAAAACCAUAUCACAGCUUCAGAACAGAUUAGAUGAGAAAAUAAGAGAAACUGUUUCCAGAGAGCUGCGGAGUAUACAACGUUAUGCAGUGGAUGUGACAUUUGAUCCAGACACAGCUUAUCCUGAACUCAUGUUGUCUGAUGACAGAAAAAAGGUUUGGAAUGCGGGAAUACCGCAGAAGGUUCCUGAAAACCCAGAACGCUUUGAUUAUUGCUCAUGUGUCUUAGGAAAGGAAGGUUUCUCCUCCCAGAAUUUUUAUUAUGAGGUAGACGUCAGGGGGAAGACAGAAUGGGAUUUGGGUGUGGUAACAGAAUCUGCAAACAGAAAAGGGGAGAUUGAAAUGGACCCUGAAAAUGGAUUUUGGACAGUAUGGCUGAGAAAAACGGAUGAGUAUGCAGCUAAUGAUGUUCACCCUGUCUCUCUUACAUUGAAAGAGAAGCCAGUGAAAGUAGGAGUGUUUGUGGAUUUUGAAAGGGGUCUGAUCUCCUUUUAUGAUGUUGAAGCCAAGUAUCACAUUUAUUCUUUUACUGGGCAGACGUUUGCUGAAAAACUCUAUCCAUACUUCAGUCCUGGAGAACAUGAGGAAGGGGAGAAUUCACAGCCUAUGAUCAUCACACCUGUUGACUUUACUGAAUAAAACAAGUGGAACUAUUCAAAUUUUAUUUUAUUUAUUGUCACAAUAUGCUUUGUGAUAUAAAAUAUGUUAAGAUAUGUUGUUUAUUUUCGGUGGUAACUUAACAACAAUAUAUUUAUUAAUUGUAAUACAUUCAUUUUUUGUUAUUUU